UAAAACCAGACUUCCUGUUUGCAGGGGGGAAGGAAACCAAAGCAAUGGAGCCAAACUUCCUCAAAGCUUUCCCAGAGUUUCAAGUCAAUCCAUUCUCAGAAGAGGAGGAAAUUGCGCAAGGAGAAAAGAGGAAAUACAUAAAGCCAACUUCUCGAAAUGACCCUAAACUAGAAGCUCUACAAACAUUCUUUAUGGAUUGGAUUAACACAACUCUGAAGCAUGAACACAUUCUGGUGAAAAGCCUUGAACAAGACAUGUAUGAUGGAUUAGUACUUCAUCAUCUCAUAGAGCGACUUGGAUCCCUCAGCCUGGAAGUAGAGAAAAUUGCAUUGACAGAGAAGAAACAAAGGCUUAAACUUGAGAUUAUUCUGAAGUCUGUGAACCAGUGUUUACAGCUAGAAGAAAGCCAACUGAAAUGGAGUGUAGACUCCAUCUUCAGGAAAGACUUGCUGUCCACGUUGCAUCUUCUGGUGGCCAUCGCCGGCCACUUUCGACCGGAGCUCGCUAUACCUCCGAACGUUAAGGUGGAUGUCAUAAACGUAGAGUAUACUGCGAACGGAUUUAAGACAGAAGAUGCAAUUGAGUACAUCACCGGGAGCAGGGAACCUGACGAAAGAUCUUCACAAGCUGAAAUCUUUGAUGAAUUAAUGACAUAUGCUCCAGAGAAAGUGGAUGCAGUGAAAGAGGUAUUUUUGAAGUUUGUCAACAGACACGUUGGGAAGUUAGGACUAAGUGUGAAAGACAUUGACUCUCAGUUUGCAGAUGGGGUUAUUUUACUCUUGCUAAUUGGGCAGCUUCAGGGCUAUUUCAUCAAUCUGGGAGAUUUCUUCCUGAAACCAAGUUCCCCUGCAGAAAUGGUACACAAUGUAAGCCUUGCAGUAGACUUGCUAAUGGACGGAGGCCUUCUGGAUGUACCUAUCAACCCUGAAGAUCUCGUGAACCGAGAUAUGAAGACCACGUUGCUAGUCUUGUACUGCCUGUUUUCCAAAUACAAGACCAAAGGGGCAUAAAGAACUGAAAUCAAAAGGCCUAUGCCAUAUUUGCUAGUGAAUAGUCUAAUUUUUAGUGCCAAUAAUUGUUUGAUGCUUUGCAUCUACAUACAUAUUGUAUGUGUAGAUGAGAAUAUGUUUCAGUUACCUAAACUUGGUGGAUGCUGACAUUUACUGGUAAUUCUUAAGGUUUUAAGAGGGCCAGCAGGAAAUGGCAGGUAAGACUUGACAGAAAUCAGCAUGGCAUUUGAACAUCUACUGAAU
Molecule: messenger RNA, 1253 nt
Organism: Lacerta agilis (Sand lizard)
Lineage: Eukaryota; Metazoa; Chordata; Lepidosauria; Squamata; Lacertidae
Gene: PARVG
Product: parvin gamma
Exons: 12
Coding region: 45-1010 (321 amino acids)
Biological process (GO): cell projection assembly; establishment or maintenance of cell polarity; actin cytoskeleton organization
Cellular component (GO): focal adhesion; actin cytoskeleton; cytoplasm
Molecular function (GO): actin binding
Source: RefSeq, a predicted model, not a curated record